Closterium sp. Naga37s-1 is the source of this 1365-nucleotide messenger RNA. The record is from the annotation of a GenBank genome assembly. Lineage: Eukaryota; Viridiplantae; Streptophyta; Zygnematophyceae; Desmidiales; Closteriaceae.
AUGACCUUUCCGCUCACGCAAAUUCCCAGGUCUUCCCUCACGCCUCUGCACCGCCCUCCCCUCACACCUCCGGUGCCGGCUGUCCGUCGUCCGACUCCCCGUCCCUUCAUCUCAGUACCCCCCAAACACUCCUGUUCUCUUCCCAUCACGCUCCUAUACCCGUCCCCUUCCACUCACGCAUCCAACCCCUUCCCUACCCCUCCCGCUUCCAUUCCAUGCGGCUUCCUCUUCCCUUCUCUUCCACUCCCGCAUCCAUUCCCUUCCCUUGACCCGUACAUUUCCCGAGGGCAUCACACAUCCAGUCCCUUCCCCGCACGGACCCAUUCCCUUGGCCGCACACUCCAUUUCCUACCCCCCACUCUUCCACUCCCUUCCACUCAGGCAUCCAUUCCCUUCCCUGUUGACCACCCAGUCCCUUUCCCCCCCUGUCAUCCUCCCUUUCCCCCCCUCCUACCCUCCCUUUCCCCCCCUCCUACCCUCCCUUUCCCCCCCUCCAACCCUCCCUUUCCCCCCCUCCUACCCUCCCGUUCCCCCACUCCUAUGCUCCCUUUCCCCCCCUGUCAUCCUCCCUUUCCCCCCCUGUCCUCCUCCCUUUCCCCCCCUCCUACCCUCCCUUUCCCCCCCUCCUACCCUCCCUUUCCCCCCCUCCUACCCUCCCUUUCCCACACUCCACCUCGUCCGUCUCCGCACUCUCUCACGGCCAUUCCCCCACUUCCCCCAGUCCAAUCCCCCCUGUCGUCCUCCCUUCCCCCUGCUACCCCUGUCAUCCUCCCUUCCCCCUGCCACCCCUGUCAUCCUCCCUUCCCCCUGCUACCCCUCUCAUCCUCCCUUCCCCCUGCCACCCCUGUCAUCCUCCCUUCCCCCUGCUACCCAUGUCAUCCUCCCUUCCCCCUGCUACCCAUGUCAUCCUCCCUUACCCCUGCUACCCAUGUCAUCCUCCCUUCCCCCUGCUACCCCUGUCAUCCUCCCUUCCCCCUGCUACCCCUGUCAUCCUCCCUUCCCCCUGCUACCCCUGUCAUCCUCCCUUCCCCCUGCCACCCCUGUCAUCUUCCCUUCCCCCUGCUACCCCUGUCAUCCUCCCUUCCCCCUGCUACCCCUAUCAUCCUCCCUUCCCCCUGCCACCCCUGUCGUCCUCCCUUCCCCCUGCCACCCCUGUCAUCCUCCCUUCCCCCUGCUACCCCUGUCAUCCUCCCUUCCCCCUGCCACCCCUGUCGUCCUCCCUUCCCCCUGCCACCCCUGUCAUCCUCCCCCCUGCUACCCCUGGAGCCAGAAACGGACCCCAGCCACGCUGCAGCAUCUGCAGCUGCUGCCGCUGGUGAGCGUGCUUCUGCAGUGCAAUCAUCGACUCAAACGCCCGCACUUUAG